CUAGCACAGCAGCCUCCUCAUCUCUCACCAGCCCCAAGCACCUAAGCUCUAACCCCUAUCUUCACCCAACACCCACCCAAACCGCCCAGCCAAAAUGAAAGCCUCCUUCUUCACCCUCCUCACCAUCGCCGCCUCGGCCCUCGCCACCCCCCUCCUCGCCCCCCGCCAACUCGAAUCCCAAGCCGCCCAGCUCGACCAGCUAACCGAGCUCGUCAGAGCGCACACCGCCAACAUCAACGCAACAACCACCGCCGUCCAGGACAACCCCACCAUCGACCAACAAAACGAAGCGGCAGCCGCCCUGGCGCCCGACUUCGACGCCAUCACCGCGGCGCUGACGUCUGCCACCACGACGCUUGCCAAGCGCGCGUGGGCGGCCACUCGCGGCGACGAUGAUGAUGAUGGUCACGACGGCGGCGACGGCUGCCCGGAGGACUGCCUGCUGGUCAAGAUCCAGGUGCUGGUGUGGGAGGUGGGGUGCACGCUGAGGUUUGUGAUUGUUAAGCUGGGGCUUGCUUGUGUGCUGGGUUAUUUGAAGCCGUUGUUGCUUGCGCUGGUCGGGCUCGUCAAGGCGUUAGAUAAGGUCGUGCUGGGGGCUUUGGUGCUCGUUAAGUCGCUAUUGCAUACUGUGUUGGGUGCGGUGGCGGCGGCGCUGCUGGAGCUUGUCUUUGUUUGA
Chaetomium fimeti is the source of this 676-nucleotide messenger RNA. RefSeq lists its product as uncharacterized. The coding region runs from base 95 to 676 and encodes 193 amino acids. The transcript has 3 exons. The record is from RefSeq and is a predicted model, not a curated record. Lineage: Eukaryota; Fungi; Ascomycota; Sordariomycetes; Sordariales; Chaetomiaceae.